AUGUCCCUCCCACCCAACGUCCACAUCUCCACCCACCCCUGCCUCCUGGCCAAGCUCUCCCAGCUCCGCUCCCAGAGCACCACCCCGCGCGAGACAAGGGCGCUGGUUGAGGAGAUUGCUUCCAUCCUGGGCGUGGAGGCCUUUGCCAAGGGGCUGACAUUGACAAAGACGGGCACUGACCACACCCCGCUCGGCGCCCAGUAUGAAACCUCCACCAUCGAACCGGCAGAUUUGGCUCUCGUGCCGAUUCUGCGGUCGGGAUUGGGUAUGAUUGAUGCUAUAAAUGCCCUCCUCCCCACCGCAGUCCCAAUCUACCACCUCGGCCUCUUCCGCGAACCCGUCGGCCUCCAGCCAGUCGAAUACUACAACAACCUUCCCUUCCACAAAUCCGCACUCUCGCCCUCCAGCCCAGCCUCCACAAAUCCCACCGCCAACACCGCAGCCGCCACCCUCGCCGUCCUGCUAGACCCCAUCAUCGCGACGGGCGCCACCGCCGACGCCGCGAUCCAGACGCUUCGCGAUUGGGGCGUGCAGAGGGUGAUCAUGCUUAGUGUAUUGGGGAGUGUGGAGGGGGUGAGGCGGGUGGCGGCGAGUUGGGAGGGGGUGCAGGUUUGGGUUGGGGCGGUGGAUGAGAAGGUUAAUGAUAAGGGGAUGAUUGUGCCUGGGGUUGGGGAUAUUGGGGAUCGGUUGUUUGUGGCGCUUGGGAAGUAG
Messenger RNA from Penicillium daleae, 711 nucleotides. Its product is annotated as uracil phosphoribosyltransferase. Bases 1 to 711 code for a protein of 236 amino acids. NCBI's taxonomy places the organism in Eukaryota, Fungi, Ascomycota, Eurotiomycetes, Eurotiales, Aspergillaceae. The transcript is spliced from 3 exons. The record is from RefSeq and is a predicted model, not a curated record.